Molecule: messenger RNA, 99 nt
Organism: Fusarium mangiferae
Lineage: Eukaryota; Fungi; Ascomycota; Sordariomycetes; Hypocreales; Nectriaceae
Exons: 2
Coding region: 1-99 (32 amino acids)
Source: RefSeq, a predicted model, not a curated record
AUGGCGGUACCCGAGUAUCGCGAUGAAGUCGCCAUCACCUCUCCAUCGCCGACCCCCCAGCUUGCUUCCAUUUCCAACUCGCCGCAUCUUUCUGAGUAA